This is a messenger RNA of Penicillium odoratum, 1464 nucleotides long. RefSeq names its product proteasome regulatory particle lid subunit RPN5. NCBI's taxonomy places the organism in Eukaryota, Fungi, Ascomycota, Eurotiomycetes, Eurotiales, Aspergillaceae. Bases 1 to 1464 code for a protein of 487 amino acids. The record is from RefSeq and is a predicted model, not a curated record. The transcript is spliced from 5 exons. Gene Ontology annotation, cellular component: cytoplasm; proteasome regulatory particle, lid subcomplex; nuclear proteasome complex.
AUGUCCCUGUUGAAGCCUGAGAAGGACUUCUCCAAGGACGCCGACAAGCUGAUUCCGGAGACAGAGGCACUCGCCAAGACCGAUGUUCAGAGUGCGAUCGAUAAGCUGUUGCUGUUGGAGAAGCAAGCACGACAGGCUUCCGAUCUUGCUACUACCUCGCGCCUCUUGAUCGCCAUCGUCACCAUCAGCAAGAACUCCGGCGACUGGACCCUCCUCAACGACCAAGUGCUCCUGCUCUCAAAGAAACAUGCCCAACUCAAGCAGGCCACAACGCGCAUGGUACAGGAGGUGAUGAAGUUCUUGGAUGAUACCCCGAACCUGGAUGUCAAGUUGUCUGUCAUCGAAACUCUACGGACGGUCACCGAGGGAAAGAUCUUCGUCGAAGUCGAGCGUGCCCGCGUCACACGAAUCCUUUCGAAUAUUAAGAAGACGCAAGGCGAUAUCAAUGCGGCGGCGGACAUCCUAUGCGAGCUGCAGGUGGAAACAUUUGGGUCGAUGACGAGACGGGAGAAGACCGAAUUCAUUCUGGAGCAGGUUGCUUUGUGUAUUGAGCGUGGCGACUGGACACAGGCUUCGAUUCUGAUCCGCAAGAUCAACAAGCGUUAUUUCAAUCGCAAACCGAAGAAGAGCGCCGAGGAGAUUGAGGAGCUCAAGAAGCAAGCGGAGGAGCGAGAGAAGACCCGUGGGCCGGAUGAGGCUCCCAUGGAGGUGGAUGAUGAUGUGACUGAUCUCAAGCUGCGCUACUACGAUCAGCAGAUUAUUCUGGCAAACCAUGACUACAAGUACCUUGAUGUCUGCAAGCACUACCGAGAAGUCCUGGACACCGAGGCAGUUGAGAACAACCCGGAGCAGCUGCGCGCGUCCCUCGCACGCAUUGUCUAUUAUAUUGUCUUGUCCCCCUACGACAACGAGCAGUCAGAUCUGCUGCACCGCAUCCAACAAGAUUCGCGGCUAUCACAGGUUCCUGAGGAGGCCCGUCUUGUUAAGCUGUUCACCAUUCCCGAGCUUAUGCGCUGGCCCAUGGUCUCCGAGCAAUUCGGUCCCCACCUGUGUGGCACCGAUGUGUUCGAUGCCGAAGCCAAACAGUCCACUGAGAACCAGGCCAACCGAAGAUGGCAGGAUCUGCGCAAGCGUGUCAUCGAGCAUAACGUGCGGGUAGUGGCUAAAUACUACACUCGCAUCCAGAUGGGCCGACUCACCCAACUUCUGGACCUGACUGAGGAAGAGACGGAGAAGUACAUUAGCGAUCUGGUCACCUCCAAGACUAUCUACGCUAAGAUUGACCGGCCCGCACGGCUGGUCAAUUUCGCCAAACCUCGGGAUGCGGAUGACGUUCUGAACGAGUGGAGUAGCGAUAUGAAGAGCCUGCUCGGUCUUCUGGAACGCAUUGAUCAUCUCAUCACCAAGGAGGAGAUGAUGGCUCGCAUCCUGCCGACUCGUGGUGACAAGCCCAAGGCUCGUUAA